AUGGCUUCGGUCUUCCACUGUCUACUCCAGCAGGGUUUGGAGCCCCGGUUUCUUUCCCCCCAGAGUAGCUUCGGCGAUCCCUGUAUACCACCAGGGCUUAGAGACCCUGGGCCCUCUCCACCACCGGGUGCCUUUGCCAACGUGGUUUUGCUAGCUCCAGCCAAGGUUUCUCCUCCACGACCGCAUGCCUUCGACAACGUGUCUUCAAAAGCAGGGUUUGGAGCCCCUGAAUCCUCUCUUGACGAUAAUCCAUUACCGGUUUCUCAAGGCAAUAAUGGCUUCAGCAGUGCUCCACUACCUGCUAAACCCAAACCUUCUUUUGAUAAUAUAUCUCAGGGGGCAUUGGGGUUUGGAACUACAUGUCCUUCAUCUCAGACUUCAUCUAAGUCCUCUCCAGGCUUGGUGAGCACUGAAGCUCGGGGUGACAAUAGCACUAAGGAUAGAUGA
This is a messenger RNA of Penicillium malachiteum, 447 nucleotides long. RefSeq lists its product as uncharacterized. The record is from RefSeq and is a predicted model, not a curated record. Lineage: Eukaryota; Fungi; Ascomycota; Eurotiomycetes; Eurotiales; Aspergillaceae. The coding region runs from base 1 to 447 and encodes 148 amino acids. The transcript has a single exon.